Molecule: messenger RNA, 1454 nt
Organism: Varanus komodoensis (Komodo dragon)
Lineage: Eukaryota; Metazoa; Chordata; Lepidosauria; Squamata; Varanidae
Gene: CD3E
Product: CD3e molecule
Exons: 7
Coding region: 159-713 (184 amino acids)
Biological process (GO): cell surface receptor signaling pathway; positive thymic T cell selection
Cellular component (GO): external side of plasma membrane; alpha-beta T cell receptor complex; membrane
Molecular function (GO): transmembrane signaling receptor activity
Source: RefSeq, a predicted model, not a curated record
AAGGGCCCCUCGGAGAGCGCUGGUGGUCGCGAUCUGGCGGCAAGUCCUGCUUGGAGCAGUUCGGGGGUGCCUUUCGAGCUUUUCCAGAGGCAAAGGAAGCGGUAUGGGUCAGACGAGAGAACUCUAAAGCAGCUGCGGGAAAGGGAGAAAGUGCGGAGAUGCGCAGCGCAGCUGGCCUCGGUGCCUUGGCGGCACUCCUGCUCUGCUUCCGCAGCCCUGUCCGGGGACAGACUGAAGACCCCGGGCCGAUCGGUGUGGACAUCUCCGGGAAGUCCGUGACUCUCAUCUGCCCCCUGAAAGAGUCCAGCUGGGAGCAGCAAAAGAGCACGAACGGCAAGCACUUCACCAUCGAAGAGGACAAGUUGCUCGAGAUCGAGAAGGGCAAAGAGUACACCUGCAAAGGCAGUGAGGGGACCCGGAGGAUCUUCCUGAAGGCCAAAGUGUGCGCAGACUGCGUGGAGCUGGGCAUGGGGCUUGUGGCCGGCAUCGUGGCGGCGGACCUGCUCAUCACGCUGGGAGUCCUGCUCCUGGUCUACUACUGCCGCAGGAGCCGCGCGGCCAGCCUCGGCGGAGGCGCGGCCCGGGGAGGCGCCCGCGGGCGGCCACGAGGCCCAAAAGCGGACCGCCCUCCGCCAGUCCCGAACCCGGACUACGAGCCCAUCCGGAAGGGCCAGCGUGAGGUGUACGCUGGGCUGGAGCCCAAAGCCUUCUGAGUGACGGCCCGUGCGCUGCGAGGAUCCCUCUUCCACCCUGGCUGGCAAAGGCUCGCCAGGCACCACCGCCUCGCCCGUUGGUUUCGGCCGCUUCCUCCCCUCUCCGUCCUGGUUCCUGCUGCCCAGCAACUGCUCUCCCUCGGCAGCCCAGUCCUGGCACGGUGGCCAUCGCAACUGUUCCCAGAAGACAGCCUGCCUCCUCCUCCAGAGCCCUGCCGGGUGCCUCCAGCCCUGCCCUGCAGAGGCAGGCCCAGUGCGGGCAGUGACGCCCGAGACCUUUCCCACGUCGGGGGCCCGGAAAGAAGAGGAGCUGUGCAGGCAGCUGCAGAGGGAGCAGGGCAGCACCCCCAUGCUGGAAUCCGCAGCCUGCCAGGCCCGAGCGGCGCUUGGUGGCGGGAGGGCUGCAGGGCAUCGUCCCAGACCUGGAGGCUCCGGCUCCAGGACGACAGCAGCUCGGCUCAGCUCCGGACCCCGCCUGCUCUCGCGGCCUGUUCAUCAGCUCCUCGCAGGCAGACCCACCCGCGGUUCCUGGGAUGUGGGGAUGGCAGCGCGGCGUCAGCCGUGUCGGUCCAGCUGCCCCUGACACCCAGGCCACCUGGCCAGCAGCCCCCCGCCCUCCGCCGCUGUGCCUCCUGCAUUCGGGCCCCGCGGGAGCGAGGCAGGGGGACCGGCCCCACUCUGUGCCCUGCUUGUUCGGCUGCGCCUGCCAGAGCCCAAUAAAGCUUCUUCUUGCCGACUCUG